Messenger RNA from Colletes gigas, 1798 nucleotides. RefSeq lists its product as uncharacterized. The record is from RefSeq and is a predicted model, not a curated record. The transcript has 3 exons. Lineage: Eukaryota; Metazoa; Arthropoda; Insecta; Hymenoptera; Colletidae. Bases 354 to 1415 code for a protein of 353 amino acids.
GCAACCUAACUGUUGAAAUUUUCGUGACUUCGGGCAACCUAAAAAAUUUUAAAAAGACGCUCGACCCCCGUUCGUUAUUUACCACCGAUCAGAGUCGAAGCAAAUUUCAAUAUUCAACGUGGCUGACUCGUGCAUUAAAAAUGAUUAGAAUCGCAGGGGAUGUAAAAUUGAUGAAUUUUCAAGGUUUACCUGGGGAAUAAAGGGCAACCUAACUGUUGAAAUUUUCGUGACUUCGGGCCACCUAAGAAAUUUCUAAAAGACGCUCGACCCCCGUUCGUUAUUUACCACCGAUCAGAGUCGAAGCAAGCUUGCCAACUACAGGUCGUUCUGUUCCUCCAACAGGUUUAUUAAUUAUGUACAAAACGGUACGAAAGGGCGAUGCCAGCCUGCAGUAUACUAUUCUACCGCAAACGGACCAGCUCACCUCGUCGGGAUUCCCUCAGACCUACAGUAAAUCACGGCCGAGGAUCAUCAAAUACACCAUGGGGACGCUGAUGAUCCUCAUGAUUCUGUCCUGCGUCGCGACGCCGUUUCUGAUGAACCAGGACGAUCAGAGCCUGUUCGCCAGCACCAUACUCGCGAUGGGUCGCGUCGGCCACAACACAAUCCUUAGAAACAUGUCGAGGAGUCAGGGUGAGAAUACGAACAGAAGCAGAAGCAGACUCUUGGACACGAUGACUAUGUCGUCGACGGAGGCCUACAGGAAGCAGGGCGCCGAGGAUGGAAUGACUUCGGCGUUAGGGGUCCUGAUGACGGAGGAAGAGGGGAUUCUAAACUUCACGAACACAGAUAAUUUUACAGACCCUGUCGCGAGCAGCACGCAGCGUCUUCAGAUGGUCUCGGAGGCGCAGAACAGCCACCGACAGACGUCGACGUCCGUCACGCAGCCAACGACGUCGACGUCGCCUCCGACGACCCUAAAGACGGUAACGAGCACGUCGAUCGAAAUCGCCGCGACGCUGGCGAAUUCGCCGAGGAAGGCGAAGCUGCCCAGAGUGACGCUGAAGCUCAGGGAGAACGAAACAGUACCCAAAAAGUACAUGAAGGCGGGCAUAGCCUCGUACAAGAAAGGGAACAUCACCACGAGCGUGCUCGCACACGGCCUAAGUCUCGAAGGGUUAAUCUUCAAGACGCCCGAGGGAACGAUAAAACCUUGGCCGCAGAAGUGGUUCUUCACCGAUCCCUCUUCCGACUUUCAAUGGAAGGGAUUCAAUCAAAUGCCAGUAACAAUUUAUGUAGUGUUGGCGGGCCUGGCAGCGCUGGCGGGCGUCAGUAUAAUCCUUAUGUUCUACGUGCAACGAAAGACCACGAGACGUCAACGUCAGAGCGUCGAGGAACCGGAAGUCGGCGGUCAGGAGGAAGACAAAUCUACCCUGCUGGGCGCCGAGUGCCAGGAAACCGAGGAAAAAGAGUAAUCGUGACCCCACGACGUGGAAAGCAUGUAGCUCGUAAGACUCGCAUAUUUUUACAACACGUACAUCAGAUUGGUAUAAGUAUCUCGCGCGAAAGAUCGAUGAGUACGAUCGUUGGAGAUAUUGGAAUCACCGGAUGCAUUACGAGUCAGUUUGAUCAAAUGCUUAAGACUCUAUUUAAGGAAUUGACAAAUAGCUAUUAUCGUUUUAGCACAUUCUACUUAUUUUUAUAGAGGUUUCGCGUGAAACUUAAAACGGGUGAAUAUAUUAAAUAUAGGUUAUGAUUAUAAUCCAGAAACAUUAUUUAUUUGAAAUAUUUUAGAGUUUCUAACUGAAUUUUUAGAAACGAUCAACAAAAUGUAUUUACUUAGUCUGGCACUAUUUUU